Molecule: messenger RNA, 1107 nt
Organism: Rhizopus microsporus ATCC 52813
Lineage: Eukaryota; Fungi; Mucoromycota; Mucoromycetes; Mucorales; Rhizopodaceae
Product: FAS1 domain-containing protein
Exons: 3
Coding region: 1-1107 (368 amino acids)
Biological process (GO): cell adhesion; extracellular matrix organization
Cellular component (GO): extracellular matrix
Molecular function (GO): cell adhesion molecule binding
Source: RefSeq, a predicted model, not a curated record
AUGAAAGUCAUUCAGUAUCUUGCAGUUGCGCUUUUUGCUGCUUUAGCAGUUUUUGCUCAAAAUGAAACGACGCCCAAUGCGACUAUUUUUGAACUCUUGAGUACAAACAACCGUACUCUUCGUACUGCUCGGUUUAUUGAUCUCUUGAACUCUGAUGCUGGCUACAGGCCUGUGAUUGACCUUCUAUCCAACUCUACUGCUAAUUUGACAGUGUUUGUCCCUAAUGACAACACGCUCAACAGGAUUUCCAGAGCCUACAGAUCCUAUAAUCAAGCUCAUAACAUCAGCUCUACUUCGGAGUAUCCUCCUGCUAACUGGUCUUACCACAAUGUGACAGUACUUGAUGUCCUUCAGUAUCAUGUAGUCAAUGAAAGCUUCUUAUUGACCAAUUUGACCACAGGAAAUGUCACAGUUGCAUUCUCAAUGCUGAGCAACAGUAGCAUCAACCACUACAUCAAUUCAACUUUGCCUCUUCUUAUCCAGCCUAAUGCCACUUAUGAAAAUGCUACGAAUCAGACCUGGUUGGAUACGAAUGCCAAGUAUCUCAGAUUUCACGUUAGUAACGGUGUGAACUCCUCUACAGUCAUUAAUAAUGAUUUGAAUGCAACAAAUGGCCAUGUAAACAUUAUCCAAUCUGGCAAGUAUAUGCUACAUACAUUGCUCAUUCCUCCUUUGGAACCAUCUGUUGUAAUUCCCGAAGUCAGAAAUGUUUCUUACCUUGCAGAAGCCUUACGCAAGUAUCCAAUGCUGAAUGAAACUUUAAAUAAUGCCACCAAUUUUACCAUCUUUGCUCCUGAUUCGAAAUCAUUCCAGUUGUCGCAAGCUGAAGGCAUGAACAAUGACACUCUCCGGCAAUUGGCACUUUCUCACAUCGUCUAUGGUCUAUAUUUUACUACCAACUUUACUCAAAAUGCUACAAUCAACAACGGUGAAUUCAAUCUGACUACCUUCAACAAUAAUGCCACCUUGCCAGCUUCUGUUAAUGCCACUAGUUCUCAAAUUACAUUGAACGGUACUGCCAAAGUUAUUCGAUCCAACAUUCUCUUCAAUAACGGCAUCAUGCAUAUCAUUGAUCGCCCUCUUAACAUCACUAAUGCUACUGCCUAA